Molecule: messenger RNA, 1780 nt
Organism: Haplochromis burtoni (Burton's mouthbrooder)
Lineage: Eukaryota; Metazoa; Chordata; Actinopteri; Cichliformes; Cichlidae
Product: ETS domain-containing protein Elk-3
Exons: 6
Coding region: 295-1449 (384 amino acids)
Biological process (GO): cell differentiation; regulation of transcription by RNA polymerase II
Cellular component (GO): nucleus
Molecular function (GO): sequence-specific DNA binding; DNA-binding transcription factor activity, RNA polymerase II-specific
Source: RefSeq, a predicted model, not a curated record
AGGAAGAAGGUGACGUCAGUUGUCACUUGGCUCAGCGCUGAGGACUGGAAUACUGCGCCAGAGGAAGUGCGCCCGUUCUCCGUCUACGCGUCCCGACUUCCUGCUCUGAGCAGGAGAGAGAAAAGCUGCGGAUCCGCUUUCAGACAGCGGGGCAGCAACAGCAGCAGCAUGGAGCCCCAACACACCUCGCACACACCGCUUUAAAGACACAAACCCACACAUCGCACACGGACAGAGGAGCAGCCACAGCUAGAUCACCUGUGUCUUUGGUGUCCCCGUUCCCUCCCCAUCAUCAUGGAGAGCUCCAUCACACUCUGGCAGUUCUUGCUGCAGCUGCUGCUCGACCAAAGCCACAAACAUCUUAUCUGCUGGACAUCCAAUGAUGGCGAGUUCAAGCUGCUCAAGUCAGAGGAAGUGGCCAAGCUGUGGGGCCUGCGCAAGAACAAGACCAACAUGAACUAUGACAAGCUGAGCAGAGCACUGCGCUACUACUAUGACAAGAACAUCAUCAAGAAGGUGAUCGGUCAGAAGUUUGUCUACAAGUUUGUGUCGUUCCCUGAGAUUCUGAAGAUGGACCCUGCAUUGGUGGAGUCGGGUCGCAGCAGUGAGGAAAGCGGGGGCACCGCAUCAGAACCCGAGGCUGAAGAUGAGGAUGGGGGUGAGAGGAACCAGUACCUCCACUCCGGCCUGUAUUCCUCCUUCAAGAUCAGCUCCCUGCAUCACUCCUUAGAGCAGCACCGGCCAAUCAAGACAGAGCCCAGAUCCGAUCGUCCGGAUGACGGCUCCUCUGUCAUCCGAUUCAUGACCCACCGUGGCCACUCCUCGCUCCCCUCCACCCCACCCCCAUCCUCAACCGAGAACUCCCAUUCCUCCAGGCCGUCUCCUCAGCUGGCCUGCUCUUCCUCCUCCUCCUCCUCCUCCCCUCCACAAAGCCCCACCCAUAUGCUAGUGAGAGUGGGAGUCCAGAGCACAGAUGCAGAUGAAUUGGAGCCCAGCGCACAACCUCUAAACCUGUCAUCUGGUCAGAGAGACAGGGAGAGGUUACAGAGCAGGACAACACCAGAAAGGAGGGGACUGGCCAAUAGUACGCCUGUAAAAGGAAGAAAACCGAAAGGCUUGGAAAUCUCCGCCCCUUCACAUCUCUUGACAGGAAGUGACCUUGUCUCACUUGCCCUCAACAGCCCAGCUCUGCCAUCUGGGUCUCUGACCUCAGCCUUCUUCACAGCACAGACUCCGUCUGGUCUGCUGCUCACUCCCAGCCCUCUGCUCUCCAAUAUCCAAUUCUGGUCCAGCCUCAGUCCAGUGGGACCCCUGAGCCCUGCCCAACUGCAGAGCCACGCGCCCCUCUUCCAGUUCCCCACACUGCUGAACGGACCCAUCCCUGUGCCUUUGCCUGCCAUGGACACCUCCUCUCCUCUGCUGCUGUCCUCCAGCUCCCACAAGUCUUGAUGCCAGCCUAAGAUAACAGGGAAAUGGGCCAGACCACAUUAACACUGAACCGGCGCCCAUUAAACACAGAAAAACCGCCGAGGAUUUGGACUCGCUCUGUUACACUUUAAAUCCAACACCUGUUGCUUUGUAUUGAUUAUAGAAGAAACAGGAGCUUAUCUGAAACUUUGCUCUCUGAGAAGAGCAUCUGCAUUGGCCCCUUUUUCAUGUUUACUUGCUUUAACAUGUGUUUGGCGUUUUCAUUCCUUCAGGACAGAAAUCUUUGAACUGUUUUCAAGCAAAGAAUCUGAGUGAAGGCCAGACCUCAUCACAUUUCUCAUGUCAUUUUUUU